AAGACGCUAUGGUUUUGCUUAUUUUCAUAACGAUGGAUGUACAUAACCACACAACAUCAUCUGAUAGUAGGAGAUUCACAACACCCUACGUCUGUUGUCUGUCGAACCAUCUGCCCACAAACAAAUAAAUGAAGAGCAGAUAUAUGCCAUGCUCUUCCAGUUGAUGCUGAAGAAAUAUAUGAAAUGUUUUUGACCAAGUAAUAGAAACAGAUGACUAGGUCGAGAUGGAGGAAGCUAUGAUUGUCUCAGACAGCAACACCACCAUGGAGUCAGAUAUGAAAGGAGAGUAUUCUUCCGAUACCAACAAUGAAAGUGAAGUUGAAAAUGAUGAUAUAGAAAUCACUUUUGGACCAUGGCCACCCUUUCCAUCUAAACAGGACACAGAAGUUUCCGAAGACCAGAUUCAAAUGACAAUUAACUCUGAGGACUCUAGUCAGCCUUUUAUGCUUUAUGAGCAAGAGUCUGUCGGUAGUGAGAUUUCACUAGAUGAACAUAUAGACCUAGAAUCAGUAGAAGACUUCAUAAAAACUGAUGGCAUCAUCAGUCAGUGUGUACAGACUGAUGAAACAGAAACGGCGGAUGUCAGUGGUCAACAUGAGGUACUCACAAGUAAUAAAGCCUAUACUAUGAAGGACAGACUGAAUGACCCAGAAUUCACUACAGAUGAUGAAGGUAAAAUUCCAACAGAUGACAGUGCUGUAACAGAUAGUUCUGUACACUCUGGUAGUGACAUUAUAGCAGAUAUUGGUGAACAGACUGCAAACUUGGCGAGUCUCCACACAGAAUAUGAUGAUGUCACCAGUAAAUGUGUUCCUUCUGACAGUGAUUCUAGAUCUGCUAAUUCUGAUUGUGAUGUUGACAGUUCUAGCAGCAUACACAUCAAUGAGCACACUAAAAAGAUGAUCAUCCCACCAACAGAAUGUGGUGAUGUCAUUAAAAAGUAUGUUCCUUCUGAAAGUGGGAUGAGUCUGAAUGUAAAUGAAUCUGUAAUCUCAGAUGUCAUCAACGAACAAUCUCAAAUAACACCAGAUAUUGUGGUGAAAGACGAACCAGUGACUGAUGGUUACCCUGACUCGACCCAAAUGGUGAUUGCGCAAGAUGACAAUCUCUUUGUCUCCACAGAACAUGGAAAAAUGUUCAUGCGAUCUGUGGCAGCAGAACCUUUGGAGAAUGAAGGGAAUGAGUUUGAGGAGAGUAAAAUGGAUAACUUAACAGAUAAAGUACAGACAGAUAGGAAUGAAGUGUACAGACUUGAACCAGGAAAAGAACUGCUGAAUAAAAAUUUAAGGAGAGGUUGUCGAGAGAAAGCCAGAGUCCCUGGAGGGGAAGCUGAUAUUAGAAAAGGCCAUGAGCAUAUACACGGAAGAAUUAUUAACCAAGAUUCUGUUCUGGGAAGGAAAACAAGAGUAUUGACAGAACCAAGGGAUCACGAGGACACUAACUUAGAUAAACAAGUACUAGUUCCAGGGACUAAAAGAGGAAAAUUCAAGAAAAGAUCUAGGAAAUUUGCUCUUAGUUCUCCAAAGAAAAGAAAAAAAUUAGAGGAGGGAUCUGAAAAAUUGAUCAGCAAAUGUAGAGUAGUCUCCCAUUCUCAGUGCUUUUCUCCAGUAUAUAGUGAGGUUGACAACGACAUGAGACCAGAAGACCAGGUGUCCUACAAUUUAAGUUCUAGUUCAGCUGUCAAUGCAGUGGGGAGCCUUACGAGCCAUGAACAAGUUGACUUAUCCCUGGUGAAGACUGAACCAAUAGAAUCCACUGACCAGGAUCAAGGGAAUGCUGGUAUUAAAUUAAUGGAGACAGAAGCUACAUCAUGGAUGAAAAAGGAACCAGAUGAAAAUAAUCUUAUGGAAAGUUCAAUUGAAACCACUAUUCCAGUUCCAGUGAAACUAAUCCGAAAUGAGGUUAUCAAUUCUGGGACACCAAGACCAGGAAUGGGGACCGUAAUUUUGACCAAUUCGCAUCAACAGGUAGGUAGUACAACCAAGAUUUUGAAGAGUGUGACUACUGACAUGUUAGAAGGACCGUCCAUUAAUCUAGAGAGAGGUCAGAAAAUAUGGUAUGCUGUACCAAAGGGAGACCACUCUACUAUUCCGAUUAGUGGUACUGGUAGCAGUGAUCAAAGGAUUGUUAAAGUAAUAAAACUGGACAGUGUAAAAAAUGCCCCCCAAACUCUAUUGCUACCCGGUAAUCUAAAGCUGUGUAAACUUCAGAAAACACCAAAUAUGGCACUCUGUGAAGGCAAAGAAAUUCCAUUGUCAUCUGUUCCAAGUCAUAGACACGCUGUUGCUGACGAUACAUAUACUUCUGAUAAUGAGGAGGAUCAUGAACAGAAAAAUCUGUCAUCUAUUCUAAAUCAUAAAAAUGAGAUGCUUGCUGACAAUACAUGUACUUUCAAUCAAGAGGAGGAUCAGGAUGAGAAAAACCUCAUGCUAAAGAAAAUUGAUAGUAUCAUCGAAAAAAAUCUUGAACUGAUGAAGAAAAAUCAACUUCCUACUAUGAGAAAAAGAGGGUCUAACUUAACACAGAAACUGUUUCCCUCCCAGAAUCAAGUGAUGGGACCUCAUUGGUGUGAAAAAAUUGAUGAAGAAACUGGAAAAACCACUAUGGUUCUAAUGCCAACUACAGGUGAAGAAAUGACGACAAAAAAAACACUCCCUAGGAUUAUCUACAGAUCAAAAAAUUCAGGUUCUAAGAAAAAACAAAAGACAGAUAAAUGGAAAAAAAAAAUUCCUGUGGAUGAACAAAUUGAUGGUAUAAUUAGAAAGAAUCUUGAGAUGCUGAAGAAAAUUCAGCUUCCAGAGAAAAUUCAGUCGCAACCGCCACAAAUAGAAGAAAAAAAUGAAAAUACAGAUAUGGUUGUGGUGAAAAACAUAGUCGGAGAGGAAAAAGAUGGGAAACCACUCAACACAGUUAUCUACAGAUUUAUCUCAUCUAGACGUCAGAGUAAGCAAAAUAUUACAGACACUUCCUGUUCCAAGACACCUACUCCAGCAUCCCCUUCUUUACAGCUACCUGAUGUAGCACUUCAAGCCAAGGAGACUCCAGUCCACAACAAACCACUCAUGUGUAACAGUUUCACGCAAACAAAGGGAGAUAGAUCAAAUGUUAAGAAACAUGAGACUGGAAUAGCUGUGAUGGUGAGGGAUGCUUCUACACAAAGUAACACUAAUCUAGAGAAACCUUCAUCAUUCAUUGAGGAUGGUUCUGUGGACAUUCUUGAAAACAGUGUAGGUCUUACAAGUCCAGAUGUGAAAAUAUCAAGUCAUACAGGAGAUACAGACCUGUUAAUGGAUGUAGAAGAGGUUGACUUGAGCAAUUUGGAGAAUAAAGCACCCAAAGAUCCACUCACUACACUCCGACCAAUGUGGAGGUGGGCUGGUCGACAGACAGUGUCUGUUGGCGUAAACACAGGCGAAGCAUGCAAGGAUGUCUGGGAAUCUGUGAACCCUGUUGAUAACCAGUAUACAUUUGGGCCCAUCAAAGAGAAAGAAAGGCGUAAAGCUGUUUACAAGACUGAAAGAGUGAAACAGCAUAGUAAUCUGUCAACAAAGGGCCAAAAAAUGCAGAAACUGAUUAAACGCAGGAAGUUUCUUAAAAAUAAACAGUGGGAAUAUAACCGUAAGGUUGCUAAACUAAGACUGAAAUUUGAACAAAAGAAGGCGACCAGUUCUGAGGUUGUGAAUAAAGACUUGUCUAUAGAAAACACUGUUGUGUCUGCUGAUAUGGCUACUAAGCAAACCCAACAGUUUGGGAUGAAAGAUUCAACUAAUGACAAUUCAGUGGGUAAAGUGGAAGAUACAAAUUUAGACAGCAAUGAGACUAAAACUGAUUCUUCAGAAAAUGAUAAGCAUGCUGCUGUAGAACUUGGAACUCGUACUAGUUCUCGCAUCAAGGCCUGUCAAGUUAAAGCACUUGACAAUGCAGACUUGUCAGGUUUCUUUGAACAUGUCCAGAAAAAGCUUAAGGAUGUGGAGGAGGUAGAGGAUGUGAAGAGCACCACCUAUAUUACAGAUUCCAGUGAUGAGGAGUGGCAACAGAUGGUGGAGGAGCAGGUCACCAGAAAGUUAAAGCAGCUUCAUAAGGAGAUGAGAAACUUCGACCAAUCCUUCUCAGAUUCUGAUUCGAACACAUCUGAACCAGCUAUUGAGGAUGAUGACACUUAUUCACCAGAUGAGAAUGAGAGCAGCUUCUCACACGAUGAGAAUGAUAGCAGCUUCUCACCAGAAGAAACAUCUCAAUCACCAAAACCUAAUAAGUUUAUCAAGGUUGUAGUGAACCCCAAGCUGUUGAAGAAGGCCUCCAAAAUAAAGCCAAAUCUCUAUCUGGAUAUAAAACUAGAGGAUUUUCCAGAAAUGUGGGAAAGAAAACUCUUUACUUCAAAUUUACGUCAGGAACGUAACGUAGCAGUAGAAUCCAAGUCGUAUGAGGAAUACAGGUGUUUACUCUGUACUGGACACCAUGCAUUCCACACAAGUGCCGCUGACCUCAUGGAAAGCCACAUUGAGGAACAUCUCAACUACAGCUUCCCGUGUAAGGAGUGUGCUGCAAACUUUGAUCAACAGAGUUUGCUGACAGAACACUGCCAGAAAGAACAUAGUGUCACGUGUGAGAUCUGUAAUCAAGAAUUUUCCUCAAAAGGAUUAUACAAACGUCAUAUUGGACGCAUGCACGGGCAGAGGAAUAUUCCCUGCUUCAAAUGUGAUGAAAAGUUUAAAAGCAAGUCACUGUUUAAACAACAUCUUUUAGAAGCACAUCCUGGCUCAGCACAAAAGUGUGAAAAGUGUGGCGUUAUACUAAGGAGCCAUCUCAAUGCGAUGCAAGGACACCUUAACUCUAAGAACUGCCUUCGACGGCAGCAGGGUAAUCUAAAGACACAAUGUGAGAUAUGUGGUAAAUUAUUUUCGGAGAAUGGGAUACGGAAACACAAGCUGCGAGUGCACCAAAAACUACGUACAUUUAAAUGUGAUGUCUGUUCCUAUGCUGGUAUAACACUACAGUCCCUAAAGGAUCACAAAAAAACUCAUACAGGUGAGCAUCCUGUAAAGUGUACACUGUGUGAAUUUUCCUGUAUCAAGCCAUAUCAACUGAAAUGUCACAUGCGGACACACCUGAAAUUAAAACCCUACAAGUGUGACAAGUGUAACUACGCUGCCUCCUGGAAUGUUCAGGUGAAGGACCACAUGCGGGCCCACUUUAGUCCAACACGAGUGGACUGUAUAGAGUGUAAUAUUUCUUACAAAGACCAGCGAGGGCUGAACCUCCAUCGCCUCAAAGAGCAUGGGGAGGGACAGGCAGCCAAGAGGGAUAAAGUGAAGAACAUCACUUCAAAGAAACGUGGAAGACCGAUUCGUCUAAUGGAAGGUGAUGAGAAACCCAAAAGUAAGCGGAGAGCAAGCAAGAAGAAAUUAAAAGAGCUAUCAUCUGAGGAGGAAUAUAUGGACACAGAUGCAGAACCAGAAAAUGAAAUGUCAGAAGAGGAAGAAAAAUAUGUUCCUCGCAAAUCCACCCGCAGAAGAGCCGCCAAAAAACCAAACCCACAGUAUGCACUUAUUUCAGGGGAGGAGGAGUAUGAUAAGGAAGAGCAGGAACAGGCAGAUUCUUAUGUACCGUCCAUUUCAAUGCUUAACAGUAAAUAACUUCAGAUGACACUACUCAUUUGCCUGUGUAUGAAGUUGGAACAGGAGAAAUAAUGGGAUUUGUGGCCAACUUGAUAGCAUUACACAUCCAGUUUACAGCAAUAAACACACGGUUUACAGCAGUAGACACCCAGUUUACAGCAAUACACACCCAGUUUACAGCAGUACACACCCAGUUUACAGCAGUACACACAGUUUACAGCAGUAGACACCCAGUUUACAGCAAUACACAACCAGUGUACAGCAGUAUUCAGUUUACAGAAGUAAGACCCAGUCUACAGCAGUGCACACCCAGUUUACAGCAAUACACACCCAGUUUACAGCAGUAGACACCCAGUUUACAGCAAUACACACCCAGUUUACAGCAGUACACACCCAGUUUACAGCAAUACACACCCAGUUUACAGCAGUAUACACACAGUUUACAGCAGUAUUCAGUUUACAGCAGUACACACCCAGUCUACAGCAGUGCACACCCAGUUUACAGCAAUACACACCCAGUUUACAGCAGUAUACACACAGUUUACAGCAGUACACACCCAGUUUACAGCAGUAGACACCCAGUUAACAGCAAUACACAACCAGUUUUCAGCAGUAUACACACAGUUUACAGCAAUACACACCCAGUUUACAGCAGUACACACCCCGUUUACAGUAGUAGACACCCAGUUAACAGCAAUACACAACCAGUUUACAGCAGUAUACACACAGUUUACAGCAAUACACACCCAGUUAACAGCAGUACACACCCAGUUUACAGCAGUAUACACACAGUUUACAGCAGUAGACACCCAGUUAACAGCAAUACACAACCAGUUUACAGCAGUAUACACACAGUUUACAGCAGUAGACACCCAGUUUACAGCAAUACACACCCAGUUUACAGCAGUACACACCCAGUUUACAGCAGUAGACACCCAGUUAACAGCAAUACACAACCAGUUUACAGCAGUAUACACACAGUUUACAGCAAUACACACCCAGUUAACAGCAGUAUACACACAGUUUACAGCAAUACACACCCAGUUAACAGCAGUACACACCCAGUUUACAGCAGUAUACACCCAGUUUACAGCAGUAUACACACAGUUUACAGCAGUAGACACCCAGUUUACAGCAAUACACACCCAGUUUACAGCAGUACACACAGUUUACAGCAGUAUACACACCCAGUUUACAGCAGUACACACCCCGUUUACAGCAAUACACACCCAGUUUACAGCAGUAUACACACAGUUUACAGCAGUAUACACACAGUUUACAGCAGUAUACACACAGUUUACAGCAGUAUUCAGUUUACAGCAGUACACACCCAGUUAACAGCAGUAGACACCCAGUUUACAGCAAUACACACCCAGUUUACAGCAGUACACACACAGUUUACAGCAGUAAGCACCCAGUUUACAGCAGCACGCACACAGUUAACAGCAGUACGCACCCAGUUUACAGCAGUACACACCCAGUUUACAGCAAUAUACACACAGUUUACAGCAAUACACAUAGAUCUCGAAUACAUCAGAUCCUCCCAUCUUCAGGUACUUGUAUUACCGGACUAAAUUAGAUCCUACCAUCUUCAGGUACUUCUAUUACCAGACUUAAUUCAUGAAACCUAGAACUAAGAUUGAUCUAUAUGUCACAGAAUUGGAUUGUGAAAUGCCUGCUAUAAUAUGGAAUAUUCUUCAUUAGAAAAUUAAGGAAUUGCCAUCUCAAUGGUUUGGCAACAUUUGGCUUAACUAAUGAGCUGUCAGUAUACAAGUCAUUUUAUAAAUCCAGACAGGACUGUUACAAAAGUAUGAAAACAAUGUGCAGUUAUAAUAGAACAAAAAAUAUUUCUUGAAUGUUCAUCAGCUUACUGAAAACAUUUGCUUUUGUAAUGUGAACAUGUGGACAUUCUGCAAGAAAUGCUACCAGAUCUUAAGAAUUCAUUUCAACUGGUAUUGUUGUGAGGACUUAUGAUUAAGUUGUGAGAUAUUGCAAUUAAGUUGUUUUAAUACAGAAUAUUAUAGGUUUUAUAUACAUGGAUGAAAUCAAUAUUAUUAUUUGAUAGAUAUUUAUUUUAAUAUAUACAUAACUUUUAUCUGAAAGAAAAUCCAUGAGGCCAACUAAAGAUCUCUUUCUUAAUGUGAUGUGACGGAAGAUAGUGGAAAAGAAUUCCUGCAAUAUGCGUUGUUGUAAACCUGCAAAAGCUUAUUACAAGACCAAAUGGUAAUUUGCUUUACAGUACUGCUGAUUAUGUCAAAGCUUAUGUAAAGUUUGUACAGCGUAAAAAUGAUUGAAUAGAAUCCAGCAUAAAUUGAUUUGAAAUGUGACCAACAUUAUUACAGUCUGUGUUGUCCAGUAUUCUGUUGCUAUGCUCUUGCCCGUGAUAUUCAUUAGCAAGUAUAUCUCAGCCAAAUAUUAAAAUAUUGAAGAUCAA
Molecule: messenger RNA, 8052 nt
Organism: Ylistrum balloti
Lineage: Eukaryota; Metazoa; Mollusca; Bivalvia; Pectinida; Pectinidae
Exons: 8
Coding region: 225-5636 (1803 amino acids)
Biological process (GO): regulation of transcription by RNA polymerase II
Cellular component (GO): nucleus
Molecular function (GO): RNA polymerase II transcription regulatory region sequence-specific DNA binding; DNA-binding transcription factor activity, RNA polymerase II-specific
Source: RefSeq, a predicted model, not a curated record